AACCAUCGUCGUUAGUCCAAUCGAGUCGCUCAUCGAGUGUGGACCGGUAAUCGAAAUGCUACCUUUUUUAUUGGCAGUGGUGGCCUUACUGUUGACGGCUGCCGGCCUCUACAUUCGCAGCCGUCAUCGGUUCUGGUCCGAUCGUGGAAUCCCGUGCGCGCCGAAUCCGGAGUUUCUGUUCGGCCACGUCCGCGGGCAGGUCACCAACAAGCAUGCGGCGUACGUGAACCGGGAACUGUACCAGCAGUUUAAGGCGCGCGGUGAAGGUUUCGGAGGGUAUAGCUUUUUUGCGGUGCCGGCGGUGAUCAUUGUGGAUCCGGAGCUGGUCAAAACGAUUCUGGUGCGGGAUUUUGCUGUUUUUCACGAUCGGGGAAUCUAUAACAACCCGAAGGAUGAUCCGUUGUCGGGGCAGCUGUUUCUCCUGGAGGGGCUCCAGUGGAAGAUUCUGAGGCAGAUGUUGACGCCGACGUUCACUUCGGGACGGAUGAAGGCCAUGUUCGGAACGAUCAUGGACGUGGCCGAAGAGUUCCGGCAGUUUUUGGUGGACAGUCGGGAGCGGGAAUCGGUGAUCGAGAUGAAGGAAGUGUUGGCAAGCUUCACGACGGACGUGAUUGGGACGUGUGCCUUUGGGAUUGAGUGUAACACUUUGAAGAAUCCGGAUUCUGAUUUCCUGAAGUACGGGAAGAAGGUGUUCGAGCAGAGGAUGUCUACGUUGUUCAAGUUCAUCUUUGCGUCGUUGUUCAAGGAUCUGGCGCGCAAGUUGGGGGUUAAGAUUACGGAUGCUGGGGUGGAGAAGUUCUUCCUCGGAUUGGUUCGGGAAACGGUGGAGUUUAGAGAGAAGAACAACGUGAUGAGGAAUGACUUCAUGAACUUGCUGCUGCAGUUGAAGAACAAAGGUCGGUUGGUGGAUCAGUUGGAUGAAGCGGACGAGGUUGCUGCGAGGGGACUGACGAUGGAAGAACUAGCGGCGCAGUGUUUCGUGUUCUUCAUUGCUGGGUACGAGACGUCUUCGACGACGAUGAAUUUCUGUCUGUACGAGCUGGCCAAGAAUCCGGAUAUUCAGGAGAAGCUGCGAGAGGAUAUUGAAGAAGCGGUUGCUUCCAACGGUGGACGAGUUACGUACGACCUGGUGAUGGGCCUUCACUACUUGGAUAAUGUUGUGAAUGAAACCCUUCGCAAGUACCCUCCGAUCGAGAGUUUAAAUCGCGUCCCGACAUCGGACUACACGGUUCCCGGGACGAAGCACGUCCUCCCGAAGCAAACGAUGAUAACCAUACCGAUCUAUGCGUUGCAUCACGAUCCGGACUUCUACCUGGAUCCGGACAACUUCGAUCCGGAUCGAUUCCUGCCAGAAGCGGCCCAAGCUCGGCAUCCGUACGCCUUCAUACCGUUCGGGGAAGGUCCCCGCAAUUGCAUCGGAAUGCGCUUCGGCCUAAUGCAAACCAAAAUCGGGUUGAUCACAUUGCUGCGCAACUUCAGAUUUUCACCUUCAGCGAAGACCCCCGAUAAGAUUGCAUUCGAUGUGAAAUCGUUCGUUCUGUCGCCGGACGGUGGAAAUUAUCUACGGUACGAUAAGAUACGGUUCAUUAUGGCUUUAUUGGAAUUGUAUCUAGCGAUCGGUGUCACGCUGGUGCUUGCAACGGCGGGAUGCGUAUUUCUGUUCCUGGACAAGAAGCGGAGUUUUUGGAAGGAUCGUAACUUUCCGUGCACUGGAAGGGCGAAGAUGAUCUACGGAGACUACAAGAACAUGAAUCAGACGGAGCAUAUGCAGUAUAUUAAUCAGCGGAUAUAUAAUGAGUUCAAAGCGCGGAAAUUGCCUAUUGGAGGAACGGUUUUGUUUCUCGUUCCUUCGACGGUCGUCGUCGAUCCGGAUCUGAUCAAAGCGAUGCUGGUGAAGGACUUCAAUUUCUUCCACGAUCGAGGAGUCUACAACAAUCCGGAAGUGGAUCCCUUGACCGGUCACUUGUUUUCCCUAGAAGGUCAAGCGUGGCGUCAAUUGAGAGCUAAGCUAUCGCCCACUUUCACCUCCGGAAAGAUGAAAAUGAUGUUCAGCACAAUCCUCAACGUAGCGGACGACCUGAAGGAGUUUCUCUGGGAAAAGACCGAAAGUGGUUCGACGGAAUUGGAGAUGAAGAAUGUCUUGGCAGGUUUUACGACCGACGUCAUCGGAUCGUGUGCCUUUGGAAUAGAGUGCAACAGUUUGCGGGCCACCCAGUGCAGAUUCCGGGAAGUAUCAAGAAAGAUUUUCGAACAAUCCGUAGGGCAGAUGCUGUGGAUGAUCGUUCUUAUGCUCUUUAAAGGUGUAGCCACUAAGCUGAAGCUCAAAGCCACUCCAGCGGAAGUCGAGAAUUUCUUCACAAAUAUGGUGCAGGAAACGAUCGACCACCGAGAACGGAACAACGUUCAACGGAGUGACUUCAUGAACAUCCUGAUCCAGAUGAAGAACAGCACAAACCUCGAAGAGAAGCUGACUUUGAACGAGAUCACGGCGCAGUCGUUCAUCUUCUUCGUAGCAGGAUUCGAGACUUCCUCGACCACCAUGGUCAACUGCCUGUUCGAGCUGGCUAUGAAUCCGGAUAUCCAGGAAAAGCUACGCGCUGAAAUUUUCAAAGUCUGCGGAGAAGGCGACCUGACCUACGAAUCGGUGUCCUCCGUUGAAUAUCUCAACAUGGUGAUUGAUGAAACCCUUCGCAAGCACCCGGUCGUAGAUUCACUGCUGCGUACCUCCACCCAGCCCUACAACAUCCCCAACACAGAUCUCAAAAUCCCCAAGGGCACGUUCGUGUUCAUCCCGGUUCACGCCCUGCACCACGAUCCGGACUACUACCCGGACCCGGACCGGUUCGAUCCGGAGCGUUUCAACGCGGAGAACCGCGCCAGCCGUCACCCCUUUGUCUACCUGCCGUUCGGUGAGGGUCCCCGCAACUGUAUCGGAAUGCGAUUCGGCCUGAUGCAAACACGCGUGGGGCUGAUAACGGUGCUGCGGAACUUUCGGGUAAGGCCUAGUUCGAAUACACCCGAACGUUUGGUGGUGAAUCCAAAGUCGGGCAUACCGGCUCCGCUCGGAGGAAUACCGCUGCUGAUAGAGCGGAUUUAGCGGACCACUGACCGCUAUUGGAGAUAGAUAAGAUAUUUUUUUUGGAAAAUAAUAAUAAUAUAA
Molecule: messenger RNA, 3160 nt
Organism: Aedes aegypti (yellow fever mosquito)
Lineage: Eukaryota; Metazoa; Arthropoda; Insecta; Diptera; Culicidae
Exons: 4
Coding region: 56-3097 (1013 amino acids)
Molecular function (GO): iron ion binding; oxidoreductase activity, acting on paired donors, with incorporation or reduction of molecular oxygen; monooxygenase activity
Source: RefSeq, a predicted model, not a curated record